Molecule: messenger RNA, 11204 nt
Organism: Culex quinquefasciatus (southern house mosquito)
Lineage: Eukaryota; Metazoa; Arthropoda; Insecta; Diptera; Culicidae
Exons: 5
Coding region: 18-9347 (3109 amino acids)
Source: RefSeq, a predicted model, not a curated record
UAGAAUCCAGCAGAGCUAUGGAGAAAUCCAGACUUGUUUUCAGGGAGAACACCUCCCUUAUACCUGUGAAAAUGAGUGAUUCCAGGGAAAGAAGUUCUGUGAAAGUUGGCGAUCGAGUUUUCACUCGAUUGGGCAACGAUUUGGUGUGCUUCAAGGAGAGUGGUGGACAGUAUAUGAAAACUAAAACUUUUAAUAACGUGCUCAAGUCACCGGAUGUUGGCAAAUAUUUCCCAUGGACCGCGUAUGAGUCGGGAAACAAGCAGACCGUGUUGGUGGUGCGAGAAAAGGAAGGAAUUUCGCUUUACAAAAUUGAAGAAAGUGGUGUAACGAACAUUAAGAUUCUGAAAGGUGAUUCUUUGAUUGGCGAUUUCGAUGAGAACGAUUUAAACGAGAUGAAAUAUGUUCAAUCGAAAAGUUCUGUAGGAUCCAUGCUUGUUGUAUCAUUAGAAGAAGAAAACGUUAUGGUUGAGUGCAUUGAUAAGGAUUUACGAUCGAUUAAGAUCGUUGACUAUACGGGAACUGGGGAGGUAUUCGCUGAGUUCAACGACUCUCAGUACGACUUUUUUGCAAUUCGUAAGAAGAAGGGUUUUGUGGGACUACAACUUAAGAGUGACAAAAUAAAGGAGGAAGUGAUUGCUAAAAAGUUUAGAGAUAUGAUACCAGAAUCGCCGAAAAAAGUGUUUGUUGUACAGAUCACUGUAAGUAAAUUUUACUUAUUUGCAAGUAAUCUUGGACUAUACGUUUACAAGUCUAGUAGUGAUGUCUUAGACUUGCUAUGUUUGGACCAAAACUUCUCCACCGAGAAAGGUUGGACCGAUGCACAUUGGAACGCAGUGCAGGUCGUCAAAGACAACGGUAAAGCAUUCCUGAUCUUCACGGGACCAAACGGUAUCGCAGCUUAUGCAGUGAGCGAGAACUGUGCAUCCGAAGAACCAUUCGAGUCCUCGAUACCGCUAGACAUGAAGCAUGGGGCCGUACUGGGGGCAACCCUCAAACGCGACCAACUUACUUUGCUGGUGAACAACGGAACUGUGAUUGAUUCCGUAGUCGUUGCCAUUGAGAAGGUACCUGCUAGAGUUGUACCGAAACAGCAGGAGAUCAAACCUCCUAAUUACGCGUCUAUGGUAACACUGGAUCGUUCGAUCCAGCAGAGAGUCCUUCAACAACCAAUCACCAAGCGAUCACUCUGGCUCGGUGAAACCCUGGACACCUCUUCGAUCGCAACCGGAGUUGAUCGGACCACGGGUCGGCUGAACUUCCAGCUACCGAUCAUCGAUCUACGAGCCAAGUUUGGCGUUCCGAUACGGCACUCGUUCUACUACGAUCAACCGGACGUCGAUCCUGAAGCAGUUGGAGUGCUGGGAGUGGGGCAUUGGACCAGAUCAGUGGACUUUAUCUACGUGGAUCGUAAGGACGGGGUUUUCGAGGAGGACUUUGAGUACUUUUUGGUCAGCGAUAAGACGAAGGUCCGGUUGGAGUGGGUGAGGUCGGGGGAUCGGCGAGAGCAUUUUGCGUUCAAUGGGACUGAGGUGGUUUAUCACAAGGAUCGGGGGGAUGCUGGACAGUGGGAGAUCAAGCUGAGGGAUGUGACGUGCACGUAUGGAGAGGAUGAGCGGGCCGUGCGUUGGACGCUGGGGUGGCCCAACUGGAAUGGUAAGGGAAGCGAUAGGGAUUCAGUGGUGCGACGACCGCUGGAGUGGUAUUUGAGCAAAACUUCGAUGAAUAAGGGAGGAUCUGAGGUCCGGUAUAGCUAUGAAAGCGAUAUGGUAGUGGUGACGGGGUUGGUCAGUUACACUAAGGCAAUCGUUCUGAAGCAGAUUGAAGAUACUAGUGAAGAUGUCAAGGUUGAAUUCAAGUUUAGGAAAGGUGUUUCUGGUGUAGUUAAAAGUGAGAAUGAUGAUUUAAGUACAAAUUUUGAAGAUAGUUUCCAGCUUUCAGGAUUUAACGUAGAAACAGCUAAAUACAUUCAUAAUAUAACAAUCAAGUACAAUCAGGAUCAAACACUUAAGGAAAUAGUCGAUAAUGGUAAGGCAAUUUUAAAGCUGGAAUAUGAAAAUUUUAAGAUUACAAAUAUUGUGUUGCCAUCGGGAGAAACACAUGCUUACAAUUAUAAAGAAAUAUCUAUAAAAUCCAAACAAGUAGAGAAAAGAUUUUUAGAUGGAUCGUUUGUAUACUCAGGUCCUACUUACACGUUGGUAGCUAACAUAAAUCAUAAUAAAACCAUAAACAUUCAAGCUCUAGAUAUAAACGCUUCCGAUGAUCUUGCAAGAAAUGUUCUAGUUGAUCCCAUCAAUUUAAAGGAAAAUAUUAAAAGUUUAAACGUGCUAACGCAAUCGCAGUACUUUGUGGUGAUCGCCAGGAGUGAGAGCACAACCGCGGUUGUCCCUCACGUAAAGCACAACGAAUCUUGGAAGCAGCAUAAGGAACAAUCUUAUCACAAGUUGGUAGAUUUUGUUGCCUAUGAUGGAUAUUGGAUGUUGGUUCAUAAGGGCAAGGAUCAGAAAUUUAAACUUUCAGUUUUUGAGCUGAAUUCAAGUUUGACAGAUUUCAAGCGAGUCGAUCAAGAAUUGAAGGCUAAGGAUCAUUUGGGAAUUACUUUCAUUAGUAGAGGAAUUGUAUACUUUAGUGAUUCCGGCAUAUUUAUGCAUCGUUUUUCUGCGAAAGAAAAUAAAUUUUCGGAAAGGACACUAAAAUCUGGAGACUUUACAGCCAAAACAAUUUCUUUAGUAGAAAAGUUCAACAUCUUAUCCUAUCCAAGAGAAACGAAAGAAUCUUUGCAAAAGUACAAAGAUGAUCUAUUGGAUUCCUUGAUUCGAGGAGGAAUCGCUAUGGUCAACAAUUUUCUGACAGUCAGAGAACUUUCUUUAAACAAUGGUAAAUUUGAAACUUUUUUACACACUUUCAUACUGCAAGAUGCCUAUACGCUGGUUGAGGAUCAAUCAAAAGAACAUAAGUUGAUAGGACUAGACUUAAAUUCUUGGACACUAAAUUUAAAAGUUAAUCUCCAGGGAUAUGACAAUACAGAGCAUCACUAUGGAUUCAAAUUCAUUAAUAAUAAAAACAAAUGGGAGCUUUCGAUCGACAAGCAAGACGCGUAUGUCACAGAUAAAAAGGAAUACAAUCCUUAUGUUCUUGGAUAUUUAAAGCUUCCGAUAGAUUUCGAACAAUUUCAGUUGUUCAGAGCUGGAGAUGAAGUGGUCUACGGGACAAAGAAGAUAUCAUUCGAUGGAAGGCAAAUCCAGCUGAAAGACGUUGAUAAGUCAGAUAUAACGUUGGAAAAGAUCAACUUGAAGAUCACCAAGGCAAUUCACCUAACCAAAGAAGGUAAGAAUGCAAAUAUCAAGCUCAAAGGUCCAAAAUUUACCAAAAAUUUAGACACCACAAGAUUAGACCACGUGCUCUUCAAACUCCCCUUUUACUUAGCCUAUAAGAAGGGGGACAAGUACAAGGUACUGACACUAAGGAAUACUGGUUCAGAACUAGGUAAUGCGCUAGACAUUCAAGGAUCCGUGCUGAAACAGUCCACUGGUAGACUGUUGAUCACUCGACAAGUCGAUAACUCCAAGAACGAAACGGUAAUCAUUCCAUUGCGAGCACUGGAUCAGCAUAGUCACUUUAAAACAAGUGUGAUUGUUGCUGAACAGCAAGGACCUAGCAAAAACAAGUACGAAUUUGACACCAACUCUGCGGUUAUUCUCGGGAGCAGUGUAGCCUUCAAAGUCGUCAAGAUGUAUCCCGGUGUAGAUUACGGCUACUUUGAACAAACUACAAACUUUGUUGAUCAAACACGAUCUGUGAGGGUGUUUGAUGCCGAGAACAAAAUCGUGGCAGAAAAUUAUAAAGGUGAACAGGAGAAGCGGGAUAAAGCUCCGAGGUUGAACGAAUGUUGCGUUUUGUUCGAUAAGUUUGGAAUCAAUCCCAUUGUGGAUUUUUAUCCAUAUAAAUUAGAUUCACAACAAGUUGACUUUGUCGGAUUUGAAAAGUAUGAAAAUCUGGAAAGACAUCAUUGGAAUAUCAAUGAAUCAAAAGUAAUUCGAGGCAACUUUGCAGGUACAGGAAACAGCUAUUACAAGUUGAAGUCUUCCGAUACACUUCAAGGAUCGUAUGUUGUUCCCAACUUAAAACAACCGUUUGUAGUAAGCUCUUGGAUCAGAGUUGAUAAUGGUCUUGCUGUUGGAUCAGAGACAGAUACUCUGACCGUAAGGGUUCAUCAAAGAUCUUUCAAAGGUGUGAUCAAGGAUCAAAUCAAUGAGUGGUUCUACGUUGAGGCUCUCAUAAAUCAAGAAGCAACUCCGCAAGGAUCACAAUCUGUAAAGGUCACCUUCUCGUCAACGAACUUUGAAUUUUUGGAUAUUGAUCACGUACGGUUCUCUCCACUGGACUUCAAUUUCGAAGCUACCGUAUACGAUGAGACCAGCGCCAAACCAGUUGGAUUUCUAAGAAACAAUGGCCGAGCAGCUCAAGUUUUGUACGAUUAUCUGGGACGCAAGAUUGGAGAGAUUGAUGAAAAUGGAAACGUUGUAAAGUUGUUGACGUAUUCCAAACUGUUUGGGAUUGAUAAACUACAGGUCCAAUCAAUGGUACAAAUCUAUCCGUCAAUGGGAUUCUUGGAAGCAAUGUCUCCAUAUACUUUGCGACAAAUUUGGGAGAUUGAUAAUGGUUUGAAAUUUUCAUCAAAGCGAGUUGUAUUCAACAAUCCCAGUAAGAUAAAGCUGAAGAAGCUAUUGACGGACUGUAGCAGUGCAGGUAUUCGAUUCAUGUUUCAAAAUAAUAACCAUAAAAGUUUGAAAAUAACAUUUGGAGUAGGAGAUGCUCCCGUAGUUAUUCAAGAAAUACAAGGCGAAGCAGUUAUCUUGCGAUACUCAAAAUUCUACUCUGUUUGGAUCAAUGGAAAUUUAAUCAAAGAUCAUAAACUGCAGUGGACUGGAUCAAAACAGCUGAGCAUCGAGGGCAGCAAUGACGUUGAACUACGAGACCUAAUAGUUAUGAAAGAUUUUGAUCUUCUUGUGGAGUAUAGUGACACAAAAGGACAUCCGUUACAGCAGAUUAGCGUUGAAGACAGUAACAAUCUAUUAAUUCGUGGUUUUUCGUAUGAUUAUUUGGGUCGCGAGACUGUUGAGUCCGUAUGGACUCGUGUUGGGAUCGACUCGACGAGUAACCAGGUUCUGCACUAUCGAUCCAAUUUCAUUAUAGAUUCAAACGGAGUAGUAUCUGGAUCACUUGUUACAAGCUCUGCCUCUGAAUACCAGCAGUAUCCCUUCACUACGACCCAGUACUUGAAGUGUCCCUUGGAGAUUCGCACCAAAGUGGGAUUCCCCGGCAAAGAAAACAAUAUCAACUCAAAACGAGCGAUAUCCUACAGCAAAUCCUCUAACAGCAACUUUCUACAACUCCUUUUCCCACCCUCGAACGGCUUCCGGUACGAGGUGAAGCACCUUCCGAACGGUGCAAUCAAUACAAUCGUGAUGGACAACCGCGAUCUCAAGGUCGCGGAGUACGUUGCCGUUCCCGGAUAUGAUCACAUCCUGACGACUUACGGUUACGAUGAAGCUGGGAAUCUUGAGGAGGUUCUGCCACCAAAUUUUCAUCAGCAUGCAAGGACGUUGCAAGCAACUGAAGAUCUUCAAACAUUUCUGCGAAAACAUGAAUCGACUCGAUCCAAGUGGCGCGUUCUCAAGAAGUAUAACGCAGAUUUGCAGAUUACUAGCAAAGAAACACCUGACGCGGGCAAGUACGAGUUCUUGUACAACGAGCGGAAACAGUUGAGGUUCUUGGUGCAUUACGACAUCAAAAGCACGGUAGACAGAGUGUUCUACUACAAGUAUACGACAUCCGGUGAGGUCUUUGAGUUCGGAAUUUUAGACACGUACAGACCCACGCAAGAGUUGAGGCAGAACUCGAACAAGGACGACUACCCUAUUACAUCACAGAACUACAUCCAGUUUGACUACGGUGAGACCGAGCCGAGGUCGUAUCUUCGCGGACGCAAGCAAACUACCCUGAAGGUUGAUCCCAACGGGAAGACAACGGAGACUGUCUUCUACGGCGGCGAAGGAGAAGUGCUGGGUAGGUCGUACCUGCAUCCAACUGAGACAAACCAAACGCUGGAUGUCGUGUUCGGCUACGAGAGAGGUAACGUCAAUGAGGUUGGCUAUCCAGUUCAGUACAAAGGGACGAAGCUGGUUAUCAGCUACACGCAUAAUUUGAAGGGGCAGGUCGUUGCCAUUGGAACGCCGACCGAUCCGAUGCAUUUUGCGAAGAUUGAGCAUACGCCACGUGGUAAGGUUCAGAAGGUUGUGUAUUUACCUAGAACUGAAAAAGACAAGUUUGAGCAAGUUUACGAGUAUGAUCCAGCAGGAAACAUGAUUAAAAUCGAUAGCAGCUAUCUAACGGAAACGUUGGACUAUGCUAAGGGAAGCGGGUAUAACAGAGAUAACGAAGGUGACGGAUCCAUUCUUCGAACGACCUUCGAAGCAAAGUGGCAUGGCAAAGGUAACCAGAAACUGCUAAGAAUUACUACAGAUGAUCUGGUAGAAAGUGACUCAAGACUUUUGAAAGCUACCGAGUGUUUCAAAAAGUUGAAGGAGUUGGGAUACAUUGACGACAAUUUCAAAGCGAUCAGAACAUUACACACAGAAGACCCUAGAAGUGAAUGUUUAAAAGGUCGGUUGUUGAAAAAGAUCUCCGCACUUUUGUUGAAGAAAGGAUACCCUCGUAAGUACGGUCACGCCUACGAUUAUGGAAGUCACGGUGAAAUGACUGUUGCAAGGUAUUUCACGAACGAGGAAGAUCCCUCAACACGUAUUCAAAUAUCAACGGUUGGAUCAAUCGCCAAUCCUUCGCCCGGUGACGUCCAGUCGUUUGAUAUUGAUCCCAACGGUAAUCAUAAGAAGUUUUACACUGGAUAUCAACGAUUUGAGCUGCAGUAUCAACCAUUUACGAACAAGAUCGAGAGUGUAAAGCAGGAUACCAGUAACGCGAUGAAUAUACGAUAUAACUCGGUUGGCAACAUAAUUCAAGCUGAUCAUAAAAAUAUAAUCUCUAUAGAGUACGAUCACCUGGUUGAUCGUGCGUCCAGGAUCACAUUGAAAGAUGGGACCACUGUUCAGCUUGGCUAUGACAUCAGGGGCGAGAGAAACGUAAAGAAGGUUGUAACUGCUUCGGGGAAGCGUACCGAGACGUAUUACAUCAGAGACGAUAAAGGUCGUUGCCUGGUGGAUAUCAAGGUCGUUCACUUAACCCGCAACGCUAAACCCAUGUUCACGUUGACCUCUUACGUCUACGGUCCGCUUGGUCUAGUUGGGUUCAUUCGAAACGAUGCAUACUACAGCGUGAUCUCCGAUCAUGAAGGAUCUACCCGGUUGGUAGUGAAGAACGGUGAGGUGGUCGCUGCGUACGAUUACCUCCCAUAUGGUCAACGACUGCGUUUCUACAACACGGACCCGGAUGGUCACGUGGCCUACCAAUACACGCGACAGGAGUUUGACGAGGAAACUGGUCUGUACAACUACCACGCGAGGUUGUACGACCCGGAGCUGGGCAGGUUCUACCAGACGGAUCCUCAGGACCAGUACCCAAGUCCGUACAAGUACGCAGGCAAUUCUCCGGUUAUGAUGGUCGAUCCGGACGGGGAGUUUGCUCUGAUGAUAGCUUGUAUUGUGUUCGCGAUCGUUGGAUCGUACUUGGGUGCGGCUUCGGUCAACCAAAGCUGGAAUCCGCUUGCAUGGAACUGGAAGUCGGGACAUACCUACUUGGGAAUGUUUUCGGGGGCUGUUGCAGGAGCGGUCCUACCGAUCGGUGGCGUUGCAUCUUUCGGGUAUUUUUCAGCGCUAGGAGGCGCUACUUUUGCUUCGUUUGCCACGGCUUCGGUUGCCCUGGCUGGAGCGUAUCUGGGAAUGGCCGGUGCGGCCAAUGACUGGAAUCCAGCCCAGUGGGAUUUUACAAGUCCGGCGCUUUACAGUGGUAUGCUAUCCGGAAUCUCUGUAGCCGUCAAUAUUCCAUCGGGGUCGGUCGGCAUAGCUCGAACGCUGACAAGCUACACCGGAAAGGCUCAGUACGGUUACAUGGCAUUUGUGAUUGGUGGAUCGAUUGGAUUCGGUUACCUUGCGGGAUCGUUCGCGAACAACAUGACCUUCAACCCGAUGAAGUGGCAGUGGAAUGCCCGAACGAUCGUCGCAUUGAUGGAAGGGGGAAGCACCAUUCUGAUGGGAACUUCAGCUACCAUGAAGCACGGACCACGCAAGCAAUUCUUCGAGCUGGCACCUCCAACAAGACCGCAGCCAGCGUUCCGCCGAAUGCCGGAAAUCUAUGAGCACUUUCACAAGGCAGUUCUGGACGACAAAGCUCUGUGGGUGUUCAAGCAGGCCAAACAAUCCGCCAAAGAGAUCAUGAAGCAUCGCGAACCGCUGGGACACUACGUGCGAGGACCGCCGGGUGUUACGCUUGUUCAGAUCGCGGAGUUUGUUUCUCCUGCCAGACAGCUUGCUGGUAACGUGCUCUCGAUUAGCUAUAUGGUCAAGGAAUACAGUGAGUAUCAAAAGAUGUUUAAUGACCUGGGAGCGGCGAAUCCUAAGGUACGAUCGAAGCGAAGUGAUGAAAAUGCAACUUCUGGAUGUUCUAGAGCUGGUUUCUCAAACAGAAUGUUGUCAUUUCUGUCCUCACUAUGGACCUUCAACGAUUCCAACAAGCGACAAACAUCUGAUAACAUUCAUUCCGUAGCUUUCACGCAUUCAGGACAACGUCAACCGCACAGUCUCAAAACAUUCUCCUUUCAAAAUUGUGUCCCAACGAACUCGGACAUCUCGAGCUACACGUGCUACCAGUCUACGGCCAAGGUCGAGGUAUUUCCCAAAGAGCCAACCGGUCCACGUGCUCCACACUCGGUGGUUCCGAUGGACGGCUGUGCUCCGUUUCACUGGUACGGCCGGCCAGCGAUCGGUUGUGAGGGGCAGGACUUUGCCUUUAUCUACACGCCGUACGAAACGCCGAAAUGGUUUAGCUUUCUGGAUGGGUGGUUGCUUUUGGUGAGGGUAGGUGUGCACGUUGUGGGGGAUCUUAAAUUACGAGGUUGCGAUGCUGAAAGGAAGGUUUCUUGCAGUGAAUUUGAGCUUGCCGAAUAUGGGAAGCAGUUGAGUAGAAUUGACGACAUUUUGAAGAGAAAUGGUGAGGUUGAGUUCGAUUGGGCUAAGAAACAGUUGGAUGAAAUGAGAGAAGAUUUGAAGCAAUAUUUGAGUGGGGAAAAGAUUUCUGCUCACGUGAAGAUGAUCUUUGAGGAGAAAAUUGAAGCUUUGAAGGAAGAUAUUUUGGACCAGAUUGCAAACGGAUUUGAAUUUUUGAGAAAGUGUUAACAUAUUCCAAUCCUUACAAAAUAAAACAAAAUUGUAAAAUUACCGUAAUCAAUAAAUAUCAUAUAGUUAAGCAACUACUAUAAAACUCAUUACUCUGAAAGAACAACCCGGAGCAUGAAUGGAUCGAGAGAGCGAGAGUUUUCGAGAGCUGCGCAACUAAGAGAAUUGAGCAACUUGGCUUAAACCGGUUGAAUUCGAGAGAGCGAGAGCAUCAAAGUGACACUUGCGUAUAAACAAAGUUAGGCAGUCAAAGUUAGUAGUUCUUGUUGGAUGUUUAACUGAUUUGGUGCAAUUUUACGUACCAUUUAUUUCUUCAAAGUAAAGUUCAAAGUGGUUGUGCUAUAGAGAAAACGUGAUUUUGAUUGCAACUCUGUAGCUGUGAGUGGGCCGCUGUGAUGAAAAAAUGGGAUUGACAUUACAUCAAUACGUAAACAACAGAAAUUGGCGCGAAAGGUCACAAGAUAAUCAGCAAUCAUGAAUGCUCAUGAAUCAGGUCCAAGUAGAAAGAAAAGAAAACAAAAUGAGUAUGCAAUUUCCAAAAAGGACUUUAAAGAGGCAGGGCCUUCACAUUCCACAAAAGAAAAAUCCACCAACACUUCAUCCGGCAUUCACUGUGGCCUACCGGGAAAUGAGUACCAAAUUUUGGUUACAAUGUUUGCAAUGUUGCGUGUUUACAACAAGUAUCCACAGAACCAGUUUGAACUAAGGAUGGAACGUACGGAUGCUGGAAAAUUCGACGAUAUUUGGAUCAAAGUAGAGGACGAAGAGCUCUUUGUCCAGGUCAAGUAUGAGUCAGCAAAGUCCAACAUAACGAAAGGUAUGCUGCUGCCUGGGACGAAAACGGGGCGAGAUGAGGGAGCUUUUUCGUUGUACAAGUACGUUGAAUCGUUUAGUGGGCUUAACAAGUGCUGUGUACUGCUAACGAAUAAAACGAUCAGUAAUAACAUCUCAGGAAUGUUAAAUCCGUUAAAGGGACGUAAUUUAUUUACUAAACUGUUUGGAACUUUAGGGCAACAUUACCGAUUGAAGAAUGACAGCAGUGUGAUAGGAGAUUUAAGUGAUUUUAAAUCGAUCAACUCGUUUUGUAAGCAGUUUAUACUUUCCGUUAAUUUUCCCAAUGCAGAAGGCCUUGAACAAAAAAUUCAUCGAGAAAUUGAAGAUUUGGUUGACGAAAAUGUUGAAAUCCUUCAAGAAGAUGCAGAACAUGUGUUUAACAGACUUAGGGCAAAGUUAGUUGAAUUUGUUUGUAAAAAAGAAUCAAGGGGUACUACCAUAUACAAAACAUGGAUUCAUUCAUUCCUCAAAAUGAUAAACGAAGAUUACAAAUGUAUUACAAAUGCAUAUUACCACGAAUUUAUCGAUAACAUGCAAAACUACUCCCAUGUGAGCAUUGAACAUGAACGAUUGAACCGUUUAAUAAGUUAUUUAUCAGAUGGCCGAAUUGUAUUGUUGGAAUUCAAAAAUACUUAUUUUCUUCGAAUAGUGCAGUCAUAUCAAGUGGUUAAAGAUAAAUUGUUUACGUACCUAUUGUUUAGUAGACUGAAUAACCCUACCACUAAAACCAAGUUUGAGAACGCUUUAAAGUCUAGCGAAAGCAAACGCAGCGACCUGCUGAUCCUGGUCGAUGAUGAAGGUAAUGCAUGCUCUGUGUUUGAUUGGAUACAAAAUGUGCCCAAAUCAUCUACUAAAAUAAUUGUUAUCUCCAGUAAGGCUUCUGAACUCAAAGCAAAAUGUGACGAGCAAAAUUUUCCAGCUGCAAUAGAAACUGAGGAGAUCACACUGGCAGAUUUGAGUGUUGAUUGUAGGGAGAUAUUUCUUAAACAGAAAAUUAUGUUUCAGGGUUUCGAAACAGAGCUA